GUAGUAGGAAGAACUACCAGUAACAAGCAGUAGUAUCCGGUAGUAGCUGAAGUGACUAGUAGCAGAACACAGUGAAAAGUUAAAGUGAAAUAGAAAAAGUUUAGCUAGCCGAAAAAGGUCGUAACUGAAAAAUCGCAGUUACACAUAGUCGGAAAAAGUGGCAACUGAAAAUUCUCAGUUGCAUAGAGUAAAAUAGUGUCAGCUAGCCAAAAAUAGUGGUAACUGAUAUUCGCAGUUACAUAUAGUGAAAAAGUGUUGGCUAGCUGAAAAAAGUGGUAACGGAAAUUUCGCCGUUACAUAUCGUGAAAAGUGUUAGCUAGACGGAAAAAGUGGUAACUGAUAUUCGCAGUUACAAAAGUGUUUAAAUUCAACUAAAUUUAGUUGAUUAAUAGCUGCUAGUCAGUAGUGUUAGAAAACCAGCUGCUACCAAUAGAAAUAUUUGAUACUACCAAUAGAAAUUUGUUACUCCCAAUAGAUAUUCAAAAUUACCAAUAGAAAUUGUAGAGAAUACCAAUAGAAACUUGUUACUGCCAAUAGAAAUUUGAUAUUACCAACAGAUAUUUUGAAAAUACGAAUAGAAAUUUUAAAAAACCAAUAGAAAUUUUAAUAUUACUGUGUGUUUAAUUAAAUCUGUGUUUUAAAAUAUAUAGUGAACAAUCAUAGUUGAAAAACAGUGUUAAAUAAAUAAAUAAGUUAUAAUAUUUCGCGACUAAUUAAUCAGUCGAACCGCUGGCCACUCCCUUGCUAUUUUAAUUUAUAAAUCGUGCAUUUUUAAUUCUGAACCUCAGUCCACAGUUCUCCAACAGCAUACACAAAGGCGGUAGUGAAAGUAUCCACCGGAACCUAUAGGUGUAGGACGUGAGCGGCUCGCGGAGUAUCUUCGACAACAUUUACUCCGGAGAGUUACGCCCGUCCGGCACAGAAAAGGAAAAAAAAUGUUCUUUUUUUUGUUUUGAUUUUUAAUGAGUAGAAAAUUAUAUUCGUUUCUGGUAGCACUAAAAACAAAUAGGGCGCCGUUGCAUUAUUGUCGUUCAAGGUUGAUUGUAGUUUUUGUUUGGAUUGUAUCUCCUUUUCUACGAUUUUGCGAGCUUAGGACGUCGAAUUAAGAUUUAUUUCGUCCGUUUUGUGUUGUGCAAAGUAUUAGACAUUGAUCCGCAGUGAAAUACGAGAAAGUGACUCUAAAAACCGUGCUGUGGAAUGGCGGAUAAAGAAAAUAGAAGGAAGUGUUUUAAGUGCGGCAGCUCACGGGCCGUAGACAACAUUAAAUUAUUUAUUUUUCCGAAACCCGAAGUCUGCAGUAAAGAACAUUCACAAACUAUAUAGUAACACUACGCGAGAACAUUUUGGGUACGUAUUUAUUCACUUCAAGACCUUCAAGUUCUAACCUUAAAGAGAACUCUUUAACCAACUUAUAAAGGUUAUUUCUCAUAACCAUCUAUAAACAGAAUAUUGGUUAGUAAACCACUAGAACUACUUUGAUAUUAUUCGUAUUUAAUAAUAAUAUUUUUUGGUUUCAGCUGUACAUUGUAGGCGAAAUAUUUGUUUCCUGCCAAAGAGCUUUCCAGGAAAAGCUACAUAAGGAGCACAGAAUGCUGAGUGAAAAACAUAUUAAUGAUGGUGAUUUUAAUGAUGCUUCCAAGAAAUGUACAACCCAAAAGAUGAUUUUAUUGAAGAGUAUCAGGUCAUGGUACCAUGGUACCCACUAUUUCUCCCGUGCAUUUUCAACUGCAAAUAGACUUGCUGUACUAAUGAAAAAGGUCUUAAAUCAGUGCUUUCAGGCUGGAAUAAAUAUAUCUACAAUAGUCUGUGACAUGGAUGAAGUAAAUUGGCGAGUUCUGUCUGUUUUGGGUGCAAAUAUGCAACAACCCCAUUUUACAUUCCACAACAAAGAAAUAGUGACUCUUUUUGAUAAACCACAUUUGUUAAAGCGUUUUUGAAAUUUAUUUAUGGAAUAUGACAUUCAGUGCAGAACAAAUAUUUCAUCUGGUAGUGAGAUUGGAACAGGUAAUUUGAAGAGUAGUUUUGCAUUUUAUAUAAAUUAUUUGACAAAGCUUGUUGCAGAAUUUUACAUAAAUGUCUAGUCACCUAAAUUAAUCAACUAAAAUAAAUUAUAAGAAAUUAUAUAAAGAGACAUUUUAAGUGUUAAUUCAGGGUAAUAAAUAGACAACCAAAUAUUGUUAAAAUUAAUUUAUGAGUUUUUACACUUUGCCGGGUGCAAUGCAAGAGCUUAUUUAUUAAUUAAGUUGCUUGAGAAAAAUAUAUUUAUAAUAUCAAUUCAUUCAUGAUUGUAAAUUAUAUAUAAUAUUAUUUUUAUCAUUGUUUUACAUAGUUAAUUGAAAUAUUGUGAUAAAUAUUGAAUUUUAUUUUCUUGUUUGAACUUAUGUAAUGACUAUAGAUAGAACUAAGUUGCUGGAGAAAUUUUGGUUUCCUUCUGUUGUGUUAUAGUAUUAUGCAUGUUCAAGAAAUGUGUUUUUGUACCUUAGAACCACCUGCUAUUAGGUAGCCAGCAUACAAAUACUGGUCGUGUCGGUGAUGCCGCAUGUAUGGUGGUCACAUUCCAUCAGGACUAUAAUACUAAGUCUACAAGACAGACAUUGUAGGCUUAUUACUAUGGUCCUGAUAACACCCUUUGGGUCCAGACUUAUAAAAAGAAAAGUUAUGAGAAAAGGUGGUACAUGCUUUCAUAUCUUUUUCUCUUAUAGGUAAUUAGUGGGUAGAACAUAUUGUUGGAAAUUACUUGUCAUUUCUAUAAUUUAUACCUAAAACACCAGUUUUGUAAAGUACUUUUUUUAAGUUAUGUAUAUUUUUUAAUUUUAAUUUGUAUUUUGAAUAAAUAAAUAGAAAACUGUAAUU
Molecule: messenger RNA, 2853 nt
Organism: Parnassius mnemosyne (clouded apollo)
Lineage: Eukaryota; Metazoa; Arthropoda; Insecta; Lepidoptera; Papilionidae
Source: the annotation of a GenBank genome assembly